AUGUUCGGACGGGCUGGGAAGUUUCAGCAACAGCAGACACAGCAGUCAUCAAGUCCAUUGGGCGGCCCUCCAGGCAGUGAAUUCCUCAACUCCGUGGAGGCUGUUAUCCAGACUGUGGAUUAUCAAGAGGGCGAACCUGGUCUGCUCAACCCUAAGGCCUUGCGUGACCACAUUGACUUGCUGAUUAAAAUCCAUCGACUCGAGGUGACUGUCCACAAGUCGAAGUGGAAGUUGGAAGAUCUAUGCCGCCGAGCCGAGCUCCCUGCCUUGAGUGGAAUGAGUCACAUUCAAGACUCAAUUCCACCCACUGUCCUUAUUUUUCUCCCUCAGAGCUACAUGGAAGACAUUAUCCCCUGUCUUGUGGUCACUCCGGCCGACUGCUUCUAUGAGGGCUCCAACGCGCUGGCUCCCGGGAAGGUUAUUCAUGUUCCCUGUCGGCUUGGUCCGAAAGAGUUCGAUCGAGCUCUGAUCCAGCGCGCACAUCUCACGACGCGCCAUAAGUUGAGGAUGAUGAGGAUGACUGUACCCUACUCUGGACUGAAGUUCAGACUGUAA
Dibothriocephalus latus is the source of this 555-nucleotide messenger RNA. The record is from the annotation of a GenBank genome assembly. Lineage: Eukaryota; Metazoa; Platyhelminthes; Cestoda; Diphyllobothriidea; Diphyllobothriidae.